CCUUAUUCGAGAUGUGUGGAAAAGCUGAAAGGCUUUCAGAGCAAUGUGGAUGUGUCUGAAACCUCAGCGGGUGAAGAGGUGAGAAAGAGGAGGGUUCGGAGUCGAAGGAUAUCGUCCUCUGAUUCCUCAGAAAUGGAUGAUAUUCCCCCUCCUCCAAAACUUCCAAAAGUAGGUCCUUCAUCGGUGAGACCUGCCAAUUUGGAAACUACCAUAAGGCAGAAUGAGGGGGUGACUGGAGGUAGUUCCUCCUCAAGGAUAAUCACAGAUGAAAGGGAAAUUCCACAAGCAGAUACGUCAGCAAGGAAGACGGAAUGCGCAAGUUGCGAGAAAAAUUCUGUAUUAUUCGAACGUCUUCUCAGACAGGGGGAAAGGAAUGCAGAGAAAAUUGAAUUCCUCACUCGGAUAGUUUUAAAAUUGACUGAUGACUUGAAGAAACGGGAUGAUGAUGGAAGUUCCAUUCUCACAGAAUUCUCCAUCAUCGAGUCAAUUCCAAGACUGGAGGAGUUCAAUGAAAGCCUUUCGGAUGCAGAAAAAUUUAAAGAAAUGGUAUGUUUAUUGGAAUAAAAUAU
Messenger RNA from Coccinella septempunctata (seven-spotted ladybird), 569 nucleotides. RefSeq lists its product as uncharacterized. Bases 133 to 564 code for a protein of 143 amino acids. NCBI's taxonomy places the organism in Eukaryota, Metazoa, Arthropoda, Insecta, Coleoptera, Coccinellidae. The record is from RefSeq and is a predicted model, not a curated record. The transcript is spliced from 2 exons.